ACCGGAAGCGGGCGGUUAAAGUGAGUGAGUGAGUAGUGAGAGGAGGGGUAGAAGCACAUGAAAAACUGCGUAGCCCACUGGUGCUUGAGAUAGACGGGGCAGAAAGGUUGCCUUUCUGGGUCGUGGACGCUAUCUGGAGCUUUGCUGUACUUUUAUGCGCAACGACAGCGGAUUUACACGACCAGUCGAGGUUUCCUGGGUUUCCUCUCCAGAAGUUCCUGUUCUUAGAUGGUAACAGAGAGCUAGAAAUAAGAGAGAGAAAAUGGCAGUAUGGAUCCAGGCCCAGCAGCUGCAAGGAGAUGCCCUGCAUCAGAUGCAGUCUCUCUACGGGCAACACUUCCCAAUAGAAGUACGACACUACCUGUCCCAGUGGAUAGAGGGCCAGCUCUGGGAUGCAAUAGAUUUAGAGAACCCUCAGGAGGAGAUUAAAGCAAAGCGUUUAUUGGACAGCCUGAUCCAGGAACUACAAAAGAAAGCUGAGCAUCAAGUCGGAGAGGACGGAUUCUUGCUGAAAAUCAAAUUAGGACAUUAUGCUUCACAGCUAAAGAGCACAUAUGACCGCUGUCCCCUGGAGCUGGUGAGAUGCAUCAAACACAUUCUGUACACAGAGCAAAGGCUUGUCAGAGAGGCUACGAAUUCAAGUUCACCGGUAGGCGGGCUAAUGGACAGCAUGUCGCAAAAGUACCAUCAGAUCAAUCAAGCAUUCGAGGAGCUCCGAAUAUUGACUCAAGACACAGAGAAUGACCUCAGAAAACUACAGCACAACCAGGAGUACUUCAUUAUACAAUAUCAGGAGAGCCUUAGGAUACAGGCCCAGUUAUCGAGUUUGGCCACACUGCCACCAGCAGACCGACAGUUACGAGAACCCAGUCUGCUCAGCAAAAGAGCCACAGUAGAGGCCUGGCUGACCCGAGAGGCCAAUACCCUGCAAAAAUACAGACUGGCCCUGGCAGAGAAACACCAGAAGACGCUGGCAUUGCUACGAAAACAGCAGACGGUGAUUCUGGACGAUGAGCUGAUACAAUGGAAGAGACGUCAACAGCUGGCUGGCAACGGCGGACCUCCCGAGGGAGGACUGGACAUACUACAGUCAUGGUGCGAGAAGCUAGCAGAAACCAUUUGGCAGAAUCGUCAGCAGAUCCGGAGGGCGGAGCACCUGAGACAGCAGCUGCCCAUACCAGGCCCUAUCGAAGAGCUGCUCACCGAACUCAACGGCACCAUCACUGAUAUCAUCUCAGCUUUAGUCACCAGUACCUUCAUUAUUGAAAAGCAGCCCCCCCAGGUGUUAAAAACGCAAACUAAAUUUGCAGCGACGGUGCGUUUGCUGGUGGGUGGCAAACUCAACGUACACAUGAACCCACCGCAGGUCAAAGCCACCAUCAUCAGCGAACAGCAGGCCAAAGCCCUGCUGAAGAAUGAAAACACCAGAAAUGAUAGCAGUGGAGAGAUCUUGAAUAACAACUGUGUGAUGGAGUACCACCAGACCACAGGCACCCUCAGUGCACACUUUAGAAACAUGUCUCUGAAGCGGAUCAGACGCUCAGACCGUCGAGGGGCGGAGUCUGUUACAGAAGAAAAAUUCACCAUUUUGUUUGAGUCACAGUUUAGUGUUGGGGGAAAUGAGCUUGUAUUUCAGGUUAAGACUCUCUCUUUACCUGUGGUGGUGAUUGUUCAUGGAAGUCAAGACAACAAUGCAACAGCUACUGUCCUGUGGGACAAUGCGUUUGCUGAACCGGGACGGGUGCCCUUCAUAGUGCCUGACAAAGUGUUAUGGCCGCAGUUGUGUGAGGCUCUGAAUAUGAAGUACAAAGCAGAGGUGCAGUCAAACCGAGGUCUGUCCGAGGAGAACCUCGUCUUCCUCGCUCAGAAAGCCUUCAGCAGCUCCAGCGUCAACCCAGAGGAUUACCGCAACAUGACCAUGACCUGGUCACAGUUUAACAGGGAGAGUUUACCAGGACGAAACUUUACAUUUUGGCAGUGGUUUGAUGGGGUCAUGGAAUUAACUAAAAAACAUCUGAAGCCACACUGGAAUGAUGGGGCGAUUCUUGGUUUUGUGAAUAAGCAGCAGGCUCAGGACAUGCUGAUGUCCAAACCCAAUGGCACCUUCCUGUUACGCUUUAGCGACUCGGAAAUAGGAGGCAUUACUAUAGCCUGGGUGGCAGAGAACCCCAAUAAAGCAGAAAGUCAUAAAGGUUUGGAGUGGCAUGAAGGAGAAAGAAUGGUGUGGAACCUCAUGCCGUACACAACCAAAGACUUCUCCAUCCGAUCUCUGGCCGAUCGCAUCAGCGACCUGAACCACCUGCUUUUCCUCUAUCCUGACCGACCUAAAGAUGAGGUCUUUUCCAAAUACUACACCCCUCCGCUGUCUAAAGCUGUGGAUGGAUACGUCAAACCACAGAUCAAACAAGUAGUACCAGAGUUUGCAACACCUAAUCCUGACCCCGCAGCAAACCCCACCUACAUGGACCACGCGGCGUCUCCAGCUGUCAAUCACCAGCCUAACUACGGACUCUAUCCUGCUAUUGGUGACCCAAUGCUGGACGCCGAUGGCGACUUUGACCUGGACGACACCAUGGAUGUAGCGAGACACGUUGAGGAACUGCUCCGUCGACCAAUGGAGGGCCAGUGGAGUGGCCAACAGUCAUGACCUUCAUCUGUGACUUCUAUAUAAUGUUUCACUUUCUUCUUCGUCUUGCUUAUCUGUGGGUCUUUACGACUUUCGGUUCAUUCUCUUUUUUUCUCUGUCUGGAAUUUCUGUUUACCUUUUUUAUCCAUUGUUUUCAAAGAGGAGAAAGAAGCUACUAAAGAAAAAAAAUACUAUGAGCCUUCCUCUAAUCAAAAACCACCAAACAGUAUUGUAGAAAACGCGUCAAAUGCAUGUAAUCUUUUUCGUGUGAUUUCUUUUGCUUUUAUUCGAAUCUGCGAGACCUUGAAAACGAUGUAACUACUGUAAGGAAAGUUUUUUUUAAACUGUCAUUUUAUUUAGGAGAUAUGUAUUGCAUCUAAAGUAAAUACGAGUUGUCCUUUCUUGCAGCAUUGUUACCAUGGCGAUUGUAAUGUAACGCUUCUGUACACUAAAGAGUGCUUAGGUUGCGAGGCUGCAUGUAAAUAUUCGGGUGCACCUACUUAGGCAUCAAUAGGUUGAAUGGGUCUUACUAAAACCUCACUGUCUGUGUUCGAUCUAAACUAAACCCGGAUAACGUAAACCAGCAAAAUGCCCGAACCGUCACUCAAAUCGGAUCUUUUCAAGCGAGUUGCACACGACACCUGCUUUUAUUCAUGUAAAGGUUUAUAAUGCAACAGAAACACACGGGGGAAAUGAGAGGUCUGCUAAGCAAAUCGCUCUCUCAGAUCUCGCUACACUACACACUACCUGCUAGAAAAGAAAAUCUGCUAUGGUGUUAGACCAGAUGAAACCAGCUUGGCCAGACUAUCAAGCAAGUGAUAUUCUGCUAAUCGAAGCAUUUUUUCUGCAGGUCAGACCAUCACUGUCUCAACCUCGCUCGCUCUAUCUCACCAACACAACAGGUGAUGGCUGCUUUGACCCCAUCUGUCCUCAUGCUUUCCUCUCUAAACGUGCAAAACAAGAGCUCCUGUUGUCAUGGUUACACAUACUGCUCAUAUGCUUUUAAGUGGCCAUUGUAUAGGUUUAGCCUUACUUGACAUUACCUUGUAACCAGCCUCCAUAUACACCCGUUUCUUCAGAUUAAAGCCUUGUCCACUUAGGACACUGACGUUGAUGUAAAAUACAAAUUCUUACUAAAACUAACAAGGCGAAGCGAAAUUUACUUAUAUUCAAUAUAUAUAUAUAUAUAUAUAUAUAUGAAUUUAUUUUUUGUUAACAUAUUUCUAUUUUAUUAUCGUGAAAGCUUGAUCUCACCGUGUAGUGAAAAUGCAGCUUUACCGUGUCGCAAAGCCCUGAGAUGCUUAUCUGAAGUCAGUUUAUUACAAAACCUCAGCAAUUAUCAGAGGGGACGGCAACAGGACGUUCACUGCCAUUUCUGUAGUUUCGUUUUAAUUCUCUCGCGUGAAAGAUAAAAGGCAAAAAAAAGCCACGGUGUCGAAGUUAGCGCGAAGAGGCGUUUCCUGUGUGCUUAAAGGAAUUGUUGACCCAAAAAGUCAAAUUCUGUCAUAAUUUACUGUCUCUGUGUGACUCUUUCUUUCUUUUUUACAUGGAAGGCAAAGGGAGUUAUUUUUAGCAGAAUGUCCUUGCCGUCAAGCAAGAAUUUCAUGGCAAGAUUUUUAGUAAAUAAGGAUUGCGUGUCUGUUUUUCACACAGAUGUAUUGUAUGACUUCAGACGAUGUGGAAAAUAGUGCAUGAGUCACUCGGACAGAAUUAUUUUUUUGGUGAAAUCCUUUCAAAUAAAAUACCAUCUUUAUAUGCCUGUACCUUAAUCAUUCUCAAACAAUGGUUUGUUCCUCUUUAUGGCUCUUGAAAGUUUCAUUUUCUCCUAUUUCUCGUUCUCUUUCUCUCUCUCUCUCUGUGCAGAAAUGGACAGCAGGAAACAAUGUGAUUUUAUUUUUUAUUGUCCCUAUUUUCAAAACGAUCUGUCAUGUUGUGUAGACUCUUUCACAGUGUAGGUGUCAAUGUGUGCGUGCGUGUGAGUGUUUUGGCAUGUUUAGCUUUGUUUUGUGUUUGUCUUGUUUUUGGUUUGGCUGUAGAAAAGAGCAAUUGAAAUGACAAUAAAGGUUUUUUUU
This is a messenger RNA of Misgurnus anguillicaudatus (oriental weatherfish), 4698 nucleotides long. NCBI's taxonomy places the organism in Eukaryota, Metazoa, Chordata, Actinopteri, Cypriniformes, Cobitidae. The record is from RefSeq and is a predicted model, not a curated record.